Sphaeroforma arctica JP610 is the source of this 7566-nucleotide messenger RNA. RefSeq lists its product as hypothetical. Gene Ontology annotation, biological process: regulation of transcription by RNA polymerase II. The transcript is spliced from 14 exons. Gene Ontology annotation, cellular component: mediator complex. The record is from RefSeq and is a predicted model, not a curated record. The coding region runs from base 580 to 6984 and encodes 2134 amino acids. Lineage: Eukaryota; Ichthyosporea; Ichthyophonida. Gene Ontology annotation, molecular function: transcription coregulator activity.
UUAUCUUAGUGCGAUUUGGGACACGUGACAUGGGUAGCGUAUGCUGCAUCGGCCGAAGCUGGCCAAGUGGGAGGUGAAAGCGCAAACUUUAAUAGCGUGUUCGAUGAUGUCGUACUGCGCAACUACUUCUCUCUCCUGGAUGCUGGUAUCCCCUGUGUUUGGGGGUUCACGACGCACUCGCAACGGAGCUUAACCUCUGCGCGGGCAAACACGCCCUCUAGCCGACACAAGCCACAAAGCACGUCGAGCAAUAACAACGAUGAAGGGAUAGUUGGCGGUCAUCCAACGGAUCAAUCAAAGGCUGAGAGUGUUAGAGAAUCUGGCCAGGGCGUGGAGCCGAAUACGGAAGGCGCAAGUGACAGACACAAAGGGUCUGAGCAUCAGCGGGCUGUGAAGGUGCUGUGGGUGUUUAAAAUCAGGGGAACGGGCGCGGAAGACCCCGAGACUCUAUGUGAUAACACCAGCGAUCUGUGCAGGAAAGGUUCGGGACGGGUCUCAGCGAGCACACUACGCCGACUGGAGUUGUUGUUCCGGGCACUACACAAUCUGCACGAGCGUGUCUUGUUCCGCCAGGGCUUUAUGCGACUCGGUAAAUGGUUCUUGUUUAGAGACCACGGAGGGGUGCCACUCACGGGUAACAAUGCCGUGUCCCUCACCUUUUGUCUGUACGGCUCGACCGUGUGCAUGUACGUGAAGGUGGAGCGGAGACUUCUUCGGCCGAUAGGUAAUACAGACCUGGACCAGGCGUUGCAGGCGAGUACACGCGAUGCUCCAUGCGAGUUACCGUCAGUGCUAUUGUGUCCAUAUGCAUUGCCGGCGAAAUUGAUGCACAGCCCUCCAGUGUCAACGAGUGAGCGCGAGAUGCUUGCUAAGGCGUGGAGUGUGUUCUUCCCGUCACUAUUUGAUGUGGACACAGGAGGCAUGCUUGAUUGUGAGAAGAUGCCUUCCUUUGUCACUGUUACUAUGGAAGAUAGUACAAUGGGCAUGCUGUAUCCGACUGUGUGCGUGUACAGAGCGAUACAUAUGCGGUCCUCGACUGAAGACAAAAAGCUGCUUGCAAAUGUCCUUAUAGGCGCCACCUGGCGUGAACGGCUGGUGGACACUAUGCGACUCACGGACAAUAGCGCAGCACUAUUGUCUGUUCCCAAUGGAACGGUCAACACGGUUGCCACAGAUAGUAUGAACGAUGAAAGGCAAGUGUCUAUCAAUUCGGCGGGAGAGGGGUACGAUGGGUGUGAGCUGUGGUCAGUUGAAGCGAGGAACAGCAUUGCAGAUGGUGCCAUGACGAAGCCUUCCGCAACGCGUGUGCCCAUGACCACCAUCUCCUCGCUCGCCACGGCGGCAUGCACUGAGCAGGAAGCAGCAACAGGUGAGCAUUCUGAUACGGGCCUAGUUGCCACCAAAGUCGAUACGGAGGAGUGGGAUGAUGUGACUAUCCUGUCGUCGGUCAACACGGACACGUCUCGGGCAAGUAGUGCAGGCGGCGGCGCGAGUGCCAAAAAACGAGUGUUGGAUGCUGAUGAGCUUGUAGAGGAGGUAUUGGGCAGCAGCGCAGACCUGCCCCAAGCCAAGAAAGUGAAGAUGGAAGGUAAAAAUUCAAGCCUAGCCACAAGCACCGGUGUCAAAGGCGGUGUUUCCGUGGACUCUAAAUCCGGAAUCGUGUCCACGCAGCCAUAUGCAUCGCAAUCACUGCUUCACGCGAAUACAGGUAGCCUCGUUAAUGUGGCGAGUCCGUUAGGUGCAAUCCGCAUGCCAGGUGUAGGGAGAGGGGCUCAGGUCAAAAUAGAUCCUGUAUUUGCCCCUCCAGUAGCCAUCAAAGGGGAAGCGGAAGAAGAGAUCGUUCUUGAUUCAGGUAGUAGGACUACAAGCACAGGAACCCUCGCGGUGGGGACCGCUACGAACACUGCGGCAAAGACGUCCGCGGCUGCUAAGGCCGGUGGACCCCGCAAAAAGGGCCAGCUGUCGAAGAAAAGCAGUCUGGCGCGAAAGAGUUCGACAGGCAGUGUUAUGGAUCUCAGUGAGGUGACGGAGGACGACUUCGAUUUCUUCACCGAGCCCACGCCCAAGGUACGGAAGAGCACAGGCCCAGGAACUAAAGCGGACGCGCCAGGGGAGAAGGGAGCGGGAAGCACUAAGACCACCGCGGCGGCUAAAGGUAGCGGGCCAGCGGGGAGUGAAGCUAAAGUCACGACUAAAAGAACUAAGAGUUUGAAAAAGUUGCCAUCGACUUCAAGCAACCCCGAUGUCGCUCCUAGCACUAGUGUUGCAACUACAGCGACCGCCGAUCGUAUCUUUCCUUUUUUUAGUAAGCUGCUGGACCGUGGGAAAUCGGGUGUUAUUGGGAAUCCAACCCGGAAUGUGGCGUAUCGAGCGCCUCCUUUGUUGAGCACCGGAAAGGCAGCGUUGGCAACUGUACCUGUGAAGAAAAGUUCGGAAAAAGAGGGCAUCAACCUCACGGUGCAGAUGAAUAAGAGCGUUACGAGUAUGUUGAUCAAGCACAGCUCGAGGCUCAGGAAUAGGAAUAAGAAAUACUAUUCGGGCCAGGGCGUGGCUUGUACCGGUGUAGUGAGUAAAUAUGCUUGUUCAGGUGCGAUUGAUCCUCCGAGUACUAUCAAUCUAGCGUAUGGAGUUGUGCAGGGGUUGACACCUGUAGUACAAAGUCAGCUGAGGCACCGCCCUCGUUACAUUAAGGAGCCGUUGCCAAAGUUAAGCACAUUUACAACACGAGGAUACUGUCCGCUGAAGAUGAAGUGCACUGUGCCCGCUAUCCUACGACAAGACCCGCGACGGGAGAGUAUAGCGUGGCUAAAGAGUACUAAACCCCGCCCAUAUACAUUUAAAGAUGGCCUUAAGAGACACGCAUCAAGCUCAAGCUCGUCUAGCGAAUCGUCUAGCGACAGCGAGGGGGACCUCACUUCUACGAAAGGGGGGCCACUGAGCCAGCCCAUAACUUUUAAACGGGACGCAAGCAAUAUUAGUAUCACAAACACAUCGGGAACGACCAGGGCGGCUAGCGUGGCAACAUCUCCGGCCAAAAACGGGGGCAAGACGGCAACAGAAGACGUUGGCGGUAGUUGUGACGCGCAGUUGGUGACCGUGGAUAGUGUAUUGGCGAAUCUGCUGAUAUCUGCGACAUCGCUGAACAAUUGCGGCGUGGAGUGUUCAUCAGCUGGCUUCGGGGGUCCAUCGCCUCUGUUCGAUUUAGAGGCUGACGACGCUGCAGCGGAGGGUAGCGACGGGGCACAUAGUGGCGGGGUAGAACGCAAAGGGUCUAUACUCACAUACAAGCGCACUCGCAUACCUGAGGUCGAGUCUAAAUUUAUCAAGGCACUGCUCUCUGUGGAUUUGGAUAUCAAUCCCAAUCAUGAAAAUGAGUGUGCGUACGACACUAAACACAGCAACACUCUAACAAGCAUUGAUAGUAGCAGUCGGUCAACCCCCGUCACGCCUCAGCGUAGGACCGACCCAGCACACGGUAGCAGCAAACACGACUCAGCGCGGAAGCGUUCGCGUAUAUCUAGAACCCCCACGAAAAGUGUGCUCGCAACAGAACCCUCAUUUCUCGAGAAUGUGCUACAAAGCGGCGAAGCCUGCGCGCCUGACUGUGAGAAGCAUGCGAGUGAGUGCGCCGCGUGUAUGGUGUGCAUGCGGUUGCAGGGCUUGGAGGUCAUAGCCCUGGAGGCCUUCUACAACUGGGGCGAAGUGGAGACCGAUGCCAUUGCGUUCCACUUGGCAGACCGGUACACGGAACUGCCCAUUGAAAGCUUUGCUCGCAUGUACCCCAACCAGUACACCACGCCCAGCGCCUGCUCAGAAGCCAACAUGGACAACCCUCCCGACAGCGGGUUCAGCGACAGUCCCAGUGACGAUGUCGUAGUUGUUGACAGCAGGCUAGGUGCAUCGGACAGGCGGCGAAGCAGCAGCUCAACCCCGCCCGACGAGAAUAUGCAUCAGAAUUGCUUUUGGCAGAAACUCUGGCGGCGUUCUCUAGCUGCCACUACUGGGUGCCUACCCAGUGUGCUGUUCCAACUACAUUCCGCUCCGAAGAGCGUGACCGUGGCACCCAUACCCGAAAGCCAUUCAAACGGAUUGGCCACAAACACUGCGGCUCAUUUGCUGCCGAUCUCAGCGGGUGUAAAUCUGACUAAGAAUAUCUCACGCGUGCUAUCUGAUACACAAAUCAAUGGUGUCGAUCCCAAGACUGUUACCGUUAGUAAUGGUACUGAUAUCGCGGCUGCAACGACACAGACACAAUCAUCGUCACAAACCGAGGGCGCGCUGACGUCUUUAUCGUGGACUAAAGAAUAUACAAGCUUUGACGCCAUACAGUGCAGUGCUAGCAAUGCCGCUGUAAGUAGUGCGCUGUGCACUCGGAAUAAGGCGCGUCUGUCGGGAGCCUUGAGCUUGCUCCCAGGGGUGGUUUCUGAGAUAAUCAUGUCUAUCAGAGCGUCUCUGCAAUUGACCGUCAGCGCUGGUGGCGAGUCCUUCGAACCCAGCAAUAGGACAGGGUCGCUCAUGGCAACAUCUAGUGGGACAAUGCAGGAAGAUGAUAUCACCAGCUCUGCAGUCUCGCGCAGGGGAGGUGACGCGGGUGGUACUGCCAACUCCGCGGAGCUUGGAGAAUCGAAUGUUGUUUCGCCUGCGCAGAAUUCAGACACUUCCACACGAAUGAGCAUACCUUUCACGGUCAGCGGACCAAUGUCCAUACGAGGUCUGAGUGCCUUGGAGGCUCCCGCAGAAAAUACUACCAGCAUAGCCGUGGCACCGCGUCUCACCCGUGUGUGGCGAGACGAUGUGAUGCCCCCUAGUGCACAUAACGCCCACACAUACUCAGAUCCCCACAAGAACAGCACCAAUGAGGAUUCGUCACCAAGCGAGUAUACGCGAACAUUGCGAGUGCCCGAUGUGGUGUGUAGGUUGGACGAUGACGUUAUAUCCACCUCACCGAUGGCGCUGCAGCACUGGGACAGGCUGUCGUUGGAGCCACUCAACUCACAGAAAACUAUACGGUACAUCGCGCUGUGUCCUGACAACCCAUACCUCAUGACUCGGUGUAGCGCGUUUUUGCAGAAUGUUUCGGCCUCGUUUCGUAUGUUACGGCUAGGCUCGCACGUUCCGUUUGCGGUCAAUCAGCAAGAGGUAUCGACUUUAUUUGAUAACUGUAUAUAUAAGGUGGGGAUGGCGAGCGGUCCGGAUACCAAGGAGGAUCCAUUGGCACCAGCGAGUGUGAGAGCUAGUGAUGGAAUGUGCGCCUAUUUCAACGCCUGCACUUUUCUGGCGGCCAUGUUGAGCGUAUUGGUAGUUCCCAAGUCCUACGAUGAUCCCUGUCAAUUCUAUGACAACAAAUCGCAUUAUGUUGUCUACUUCGUCAACACGUUCGCGCAAGACACUGCGUGUGCGGAUAUCAGCGCAUGUUUCACACAUCUACUGGGACACUUGCCUAGAACGGCUCGCCACUUGGUGACGAUGCAGGUUAUUCAAGUUGAAGAUUUGGUGACGCCGGGAUCGGGUGGUUACGCUGGACUGAGUAACGCUAUCGGCCUCUCGAAACGUCAUGCCUUAAACGUAUAUAAUAAGUGCAGGUCGAUGAUGUACGCGCGGAAACCCAUAUUCGACAAUGACAACAACCCUAUGAUAAUUGACCCGUACUACCUCUACACACCCGCGUAUAGGUUAGACGACACCCCUCAAAGGGUCAAAUUUAGUGCUGACAAUGAGAUGCUAGCUGCUGAGGAGAUCGUGUCUCGAAUGUUGCAUUGUGCGUAUGCUGUGAGUGGGCCGUGGCUAGUAAGUGUCUGGACCGAUUCGGUAGGGGAACUGUUGGAGAUGAAGACAUUCUACCUCGGAUCAGAUGCGCAUGCGAACACGCACUCGGCCACAAGUGCCAACACCAACACCAACACAGAUACAAGCGCAAACUCGGGAGUUAAUUCAGACUCAGGGGCGGGCAACCCCAGCGGAGACAUUCCCAGUAGUGAUGAGGCAAAGGGGCAAACGAUAGCCAUGCUACUAGCACACUAUGCGAUAGGACUCGUGCGCAGGACCUCGAUGCCUUGGAGGAUAAUCAUUGGCAAACUGGGAUUGCUCUCAACCGGAGAGUCCGCAAUUUGGAAGGAUGUGUGCACAGCCGCGGGGCUGCGUGCCAUCAACCAGUCCAUGAUGGAUGGCUGCAACGUUUGCUCAGUCACUGGUUUGGCCCUGCAGAGGCCUACCAUAGUGUCGUGCUCUGUUGUUUCUCUCAGUCCAGAAGCGAAUCUGCAGAUUUUUGGUGCAGCUCAUUCUCAAGGUGAUCCUAGCGGUGCUGCGGACUUAAGCACCGGCACUGACGAACUACGGGAGAAGAAGGGAUUCCCUAAAAUGCCUCACAAAAAACGAAGGCCCACUACGCCGACCGGUGCCACAGGUCCGGCCCACGGCAGCGAGGGCGCUGAUCGACCGUCCACCACCUAUCUCUCACGCACACACACGCUCUCGUUCGACCGGCCCAUACUCUCCAAUGAGCUGGCGGGGGACUUUGCUCAGCCUCUAUCGACAUCGUUCCUGUGCACCGUAUUUGCGAAUGCGGGCGGCAGUGCUCGUGCGAAGGGUUUGGCGGCCUCGCCUGCCUUUGCAGCGUAUGAUGUGAACACUGAGUUGCCCUUUUCGCUCAAGCUGGGCUUGGUUGUACACGGAUCAAUUCUCUCGCAUGGUCGCUCCUCGGAUCCAACCUAUCGGAUGCUGAAAGAAGUCUUGAGUGAAGAGACAGAAGCCAUGGAUGCGGAUCUCAAUCACCCAAUAUUAAAAGAUGGCAAGUCUACGACUAUCGCCUUGAUGGACUGCAUAGGGAACCAGUACCACAAUCUAUCAUGGCUCACGGCUACACCAUUCUCCCCUGAGAGGACCUGCUUGCUGCCUCAACACUUCGCUGUGCUCACUCGUCUAAUCGGACUGGUGUGCUCUGAUAGUAUCUCCUGUGCUGAGGUAGACUCGGCACGCGCCACGUGACUCGACCCUUGGGCCUUCCCGGUCGUUAGCAAUAAUAAUUAUAACUUUAAGAUGCCGCUCAGGCCUGAAGGAUUCGGUCACGCAUUAGCAUAAACCCUGGAAUGAUAGGCCCGAUAUAUCCAUUUCUUAAGAGAUACCAAUGUUUUAGAGCAUACCUUCUGUCUCUGUCGAAAGUCUUGGCCAACACAUACUGCACUGGCUGGCCAAUAAGUACACGUGUAUUUGGCGCGCCGAAAGGUACAGUAUGCGGGUGUUGGCUCCUGUACACGCAUUUCGUCCUGCUUUAACGACUAGCGUCCAAUGCACAGCUUUACGCUAAAGUUGUGCAAAGCUUUUGGGAGGUUCAACAUCAUUAAAACUCUAGAUAGAAGUAUAGAAGUAGGAAUACUCAUCGCGCACAGUUAUAACAUACACGUAGCCAAUUAAACUGAUGACGUCUCUUGGUGAACCACAGAGUUUUCUUUCCAGGGUCUGUCGGCAAUGGGUCGAUUUUAAUAAAGAUUGGCUCAGCAUCGAAGUUUCGCAUAUACAUACUACAAUUGAUCCGACCGAUCGUACCUAUGAUCGAACAACGGUCCCAAA